This is a messenger RNA of Prorocentrum cordatum, 1286 nucleotides long. The record is from the annotation of a GenBank genome assembly. NCBI's taxonomy places the organism in Eukaryota, Dinophyceae, Prorocentrales, Prorocentraceae.
GGCUUCUCAAAAACCUUCGCGCCUUUUGAGAGGUUUGCUGCGUCUUCGGGGAAGGCUCAGAAGACUUCUCAGAAGGCGGGGGUACGUCCGAGCCUUCUGGGAAGGCCCGCCCCUUCCCACUUCCCCCCCCCCCCCGGGCGCGCCGCUCAGAGAGGCUCCUCCGUGCGAGAAGGCGGGCUGCUCUUACGACAGCCGCUCUCACGACAGCGCGAGUCGUUCUCAUGAUGCGUUUUGGCGGCGAUGGCCCAGCAGGUUCUCCUCGGAGCUGUCCGCCGCGCUGCCCGCCACGGACGGCCCCGAGAGGCUCGCGGCCCGCGCGGUGGAAGACCCCGAGGCCUCCGCCGACGAGGGCACUCUGUGGCGGGAGGCCUUCGAGCUCCUGGUCGAGGGCUGGGGCCCGAAGCACGCGCGGGCCCGCGACGCGCUCGCGGCCCUGCGCGACGCGGAGGCGCGGGCCGAGGAGCGGCGCGGCCGGGCGGUGGCGGCCUGGCGGGGCCGAGUGCUGGAUCAGAAUGUCGCGGGCGGACGGUGGGGCGCAUCCGCCCGAGCAGCUGGACGCCGCGCUGGUGCAGCUGCAGGGGGCUGGGGCGGUGGCGUCCCGCAGCCUGGGCCUGCUGGAGCGGCUGACGCUGGAGGCGGAGGACCUGCAGGUGGAGCUGCGGCGGCUGGAGGACGAGCACGCCCGCAGCCCCGGGGCGGCCCGCUUCGCCAGCCGCGAGGCGUCGAGGCAGGUGGCGGAGGAGUUGUCGCGCCGCUUCGGGCAGAUCCGGGGCUGCUUCAUGCCCGCCAUGGUGCCCGGCGCGAUGGAGGGGGUCGGGCGGUUCCGCGACGCGAUCGGCAACCUGAAUCCGUUCUGCUGAUACGGGCUCGUCCCGUCCUCCUCCUCCUCCUCCUUCUCCUCCUCCUCGCCUUGCCGCUGAGUGGCGCGGCGCGCUCUGGCGCCGCGUAGGUGGGCUGCUGACGGAGAGACAGCGGCCAGCUCAGAGACGUGGGAUCUUCCUUCUCCUCGCCUUCCCAGGCCUGGGUCGUUUGCUUAACCGCUCCGCUGAUCCUCGUCCGUGCCGCUUCGCCAUCCUGGCCUCCACCCUCCCUCCUUCCACUGCCGCUCGGCGGAGUGCGAGCGUACCCGCUGGCCCCACGCCGCGCGCGCACCGUGCCACUGUCCCCAUCCAUCGUCACUCCGCUGAGGCAGGUCCGCUCGGAGAAACACAUCUACUCGGGGCAUGGAUGGGGUAGUGCAAUGGGCACACCAACCAGCCUGCCAGCGCGUGCACCACGAUGAUUUG